Molecule: messenger RNA, 2976 nt
Organism: Phanerochaete carnosa HHB-10118-sp
Lineage: Eukaryota; Fungi; Basidiomycota; Agaricomycetes; Polyporales; Phanerochaetaceae
Exons: 7
Coding region: 20-2629 (869 amino acids)
Biological process (GO): establishment of cell polarity; septin ring organization
Cellular component (GO): division septum; mating projection tip; nucleus
Molecular function (GO): protein binding; guanyl-nucleotide exchange factor activity
Source: RefSeq, a predicted model, not a curated record
UGCUCUCCGCACUCGCUUGAUGCGCGUGCAAGAUUUCUCAGGCUUUUUCAGUCUUUCAGCCGCCCCCGAGUCCUCCUCCUCGCGCCGUUCAACCGAUCCCGUCACCCAGCUUUGGGACUGCUUCGCUUUGGGCGUUCCUCUCUGCUAUCUCUUCAAUCUCCUCCCUUCUGUCAACCCCAUUCCUGUUGACACUGCCUCAUUCGACCCCACAAAUGAGCGGAUGAGGAAGCGCGCCAUUGCCCAGUUUGCUAUGGGGUGCAAGCAACUCGAGGGUUGCGGCACCUUCACAGUGACCGACCUCUGGGAUCGUAGCUCUACCGACGGUUUCGUCAAGGUGGUCAAUAUUGCCACUGCCGUCGUCGACAUGCUGCCAGAUGAGGCCUACAUAGAUGACAUGCCCUCAUCACCACCACUCUGCUCGCCCAAAGACUCGAGCGACUCGCUUCCCUCUGAUAUGUACGCUUCGGGAUUCAGCGACUAUCCAGGUUGCCAGGUUGUGACGGAGCUGAUUCACACGGAGCGAAAGUACGUACAGGAUCUGGAAACGAUGCAGCAAUAUGCAACUGCCGCUGCACAGACAAACACCAUUGAUCAAGAUACCAUCCAUCUGUUGUUCCCUGGUCUCAACAAGCUGUUGAACUUCCAGCGAACGUUCCUCAUCAAGCUCGAGAGCAUAUGGGAAUUACCUUGGAAUGAAAGGCACUGGGGCCAGCCCUUCACCGAAUUCGAGGACGAGUUUGCUGUUUACGUGCCUUAUUGUGCGAACUACACAUCCGCGAGCGAGAUCAUGCUACAGGAGGAGCAUCAUCUUUCGGCUCUGGACCACAUUCUGAACGUGAAGUCGGAGUUGCCGGCCUUCCUUAUCAAGCCAGUGCAGCGCAUCUGCAAGUAUCCCCUUCUACUUGAGAGCUUGGUGAAGGUCCUGAACGGCAAGGAUGAUUACCCCUAUCUGGAGGAGCUCAAGCAGGGCGUCGCCGCCGCUAAGCGGAUCACGGACAUGAUCAACGAAGCUCAGCGUCGCGCUGAGAACCUCGCUACCGUCAAGAACCUUGAAGGCCGGGUAGAAGACUGGAAGGGUCACCACAUUUCCAACUUUGGUACUCUCCUUCUCGACGACAUCUUCACGGUAACCAAGUCGGACAUGGACCGUGAAUACCACGUUUUCCUCUUUGAGAAGAUUAUUCUCUGCUGCAAGGAAUACGUCCCUCAAGGCCCGAACGCGAAGAAGGCUGGCAAGACCAACUCCCUCUUGAAAAAACAAGGCGUACCCAUGCCUUUGAACAUCCCUGCUAGUUCGAACGGGAGAAAGAAGAACACGCCCCUUCUCUUGAAGGGUCGGAUCUUCUUGAACAAUGUCACCAGCGCGGUUCCGAAGGUCAAUGCAGGCCAAUACUCGCUUGCGGUGUACUGGAAGGGCGACGACGAUCUGGAGUACUUCACCCUCCGCUGUCGCAAUGAGGAGCAGCUGCGUUUGUGGGAGAACCAGUUGAACCGUCUCAUACAGGAGGUCGCUGCUCGGCGGUCAUCCGAAUCACGGAGCAUGCACAUGCGUUUCACGCAGGUCGCGAACAGCACUAGCCCAGCCCCAUCAUCCCGCCAAAAUGGUUACUCAAGCGACCGUACAUUCUCUAUCGUCUCGAGCGCUACGUCUGCGAUGUCCGGCAGCGCAACGAUGUCGCAGUUCCCGCCACCCACCAGCAGCGCUCGCACCGGGCGCUUCCCGUCAAUGCCAGAAGACGGGGUUGCCAACGGCCCACAAGGAUACCCACCAUACGACGGUUUUGACGUAGACGGCGAUGACGACUACGAGGAUUAUCCUGUCGCAUCGAGCAUGCCAUCUUCGGGGCGAGCGACGCCUCUGGGUGGGCGUAUGCGCAGCUCGGCGUCACCUCUGCCUCCCAGCGCAUACCCGCCGGCAAUGCCAAACGGACGACCGGCAUCAAGUAGGAGCAGUCAAGGCGGUGACUACCAACAACGGCCGGCUCUACGAAGUCAGUUCAGCUCAAACAGGCUGCGCACGCAGCAUGACCGUCCGGAAUCACGGGCAAGCGGGCCAAGUCCACAGCCCCCAUCGUUCCCCCUGCAGCGAUCGCGGAGUGCGAGCCAACCGAGCGCAUAUAUCGCACGGCAGGCGCCGCCGCCGCUCCCGUCACCAUGGACUGGGCACCCACCGCAUGUCAACGGUGAGAGCAAGCGCGGCAGCGGCUCGAGCCAAUCUACGGCAGACAACAGCUCAGACUACUCACCAAACAGCUCACCGAUCACUCCAUUCGGGUCGAGCGACACUUCACUAUCGGGCAUGACGGGAGUCAGCGCACGAUCACAUCAUGACAAGGUGCUGCAGUCCGCAACGGAGCAGCUUGAACUGACGGUGCCUGUGAAGGUCAAGGUGCACUUCCACGAAGACAUCUUCGUCAUACAGGUGCCGCGGACGACGGAGUACGAAGAGCUCGUGGAAAGAGUCGGAAGGAAAAUUCGGCUAUGCGGACCUAGGAGAGACGACGGGCCCCUGCGCGUCAAGUACAAGGACGAAGAUGGCGACCUCGUGUCGCUAGGAUCAACGGAAGACGUCCAGAUGGCGUUCGAGUCGUUCCGGCCUGGUAGCCAGGUGACGCUAUACGUGCAAUGAGCAGCCAUCUGGCCUUGCGUUUCGAUCAGUCUCCCUUCGUAUCCUCGCUGUGUCGCAUUCGCUCUUCGUCCAUCUCCGCUCAUCUGUCGAUUUCCGGAAUACGCAACUUGCUGAAUUCUGACCAUCGCAUUAUCAUUAUACGGAUUUCACUACUACACCUGCACACUCUUUUGUCGAUCCUCGUUUUCUUUUCUCUAUUCAUCUGUAUCACGACCCUGUCUAUGACUUUCUUCUCGUUUUCUUACGAUUUCUCCGGUAUUCUACGCACUGGCAGCUCGUGCACAUUGAUUAACACCCCACCCACACUUUCCUUUAGCCUUCUUCCUUCCCUUCUUCCUUCGCGCAUC